Molecule: messenger RNA, 1170 nt
Organism: Prunus armeniaca (apricot)
Lineage: Eukaryota; Viridiplantae; Streptophyta; Magnoliopsida; Rosales; Rosaceae
Source: the annotation of a GenBank genome assembly
AUGGAUCUCCAGCCCUCUCAACAAUCUCAGAAGCUCCAAUUCCCCUUUUCCAUUCUAAUCAGAACAGAACUUCGUUAUGCGGUCUCUUUCUUCCUGCUUCUAGUCUCUUCCUUAUUUAUUCUUAGUCUUGUAACGCCAUUUGACUCGCAGUUUCUAUCUGAUCAUUUGGGUUUCUUAUCCCAAAUCCUACCAACUAAUCACAAGAUAUCUCCGGGGACUUGUGAUUAUUCCUACGGCAGAUGGGUCCGCGACGAGAGCCAUCCACUUCAGUCCUACACUGAAAACUGCCCGUUCCUAGACCCUGGCUUCCGGUGCAGCCAAAGUGGUCGAAAAGACGAAGGUUAUCGGAGAUGGCGGUGGGAGCCGGCUGGCUGUGAUGUUUUGAGAUUUAAUGCAAGUGACUUCUUGGAAAGGAGCAGAAACGGACGGAUAGUGUUUGCCGGCGACUCAAUCGGAAGGAACCAGUGGGAAUCUUUGUUAUGCAUGCUUGCAGAAGCAGUGUCCAACAAGUCUAGAAUCUAUGAAGUGAACGGGAACCCCAUAACCAAACACAAGGGUUUUCUCUCCAUGCGGUUCGAGGAUUACAACCUCACAGUUGAAUAUUACAGGGCACCCUUUUUUGUGGUUGUAGGGCACCCACCCCAGAACUCACCGGACCAAGUCAAGACCACAAUAAAGCUCGACCAGUUCCACUGGUACUCCAAACAUUGGGUUGGGGCCGAUGUCCUAAUUUUCAGUGCAGGGCACUGGUGGAACCAAGACAAAACAGUAAGGAUGGGAUGCUACUUUGAGGAAGGCGGGAAAGUGAACUUCACAAUGGAUGUGAUGGAAGCAUUUAGGAGGAACGGGACAUGGAACGAAGGGGGACUUUGCGAUGCCUAUUUGGAGCCAGAAACAGACUAUAAAAAUCUUGAAGCUGACCCAGUGAAUAAUCUAUACAUAUCUGAAUCAAUCAAACAGAUGGAAUACGAAAACUGGAAGGUCCAGUUCUUAAACAUCACAUAUCUAACAGAGUUCAGGAAGGAUGGUCACCCUUCAAAGUAUCGUGAGCCAGGGACUCCAGCCGAUGCUCCACAAGAUUGCAGCCACUGGUGCCUACCCGGAGUGCCUGACACAUGGAAUGCACUAAUUUAUGCUAAUCUACUGGCAAAAGGAUUCAGAACCAAGUGA